AUGCUCGCCAAUUCUGAGCAGAAGCGUGCCACCAGCUUAAAGACGGCCAUGAACAAGAUCUGGGGUACGGCUCGGACUACUUUCAACAUCAGUCCCGGCUUUCAAGCCGUUGGCAAUAUCUGCCACGGCGGCUCCCAGGUCAACGGCAACACGAUUCACAACGAGACUCACCAGUAUUCCCGAAACACCAUCAACAUCAAUAUCUGUUUUUGUUCUGGUGCACAAAGCCACCGGUAA
This is a messenger RNA of Emericellopsis cladophorae, 237 nucleotides long. RefSeq lists its product as uncharacterized. Lineage: Eukaryota; Fungi; Ascomycota; Sordariomycetes; Hypocreales; Bionectriaceae. The transcript has a single exon. The coding region runs from base 1 to 237 and encodes 78 amino acids. The record is from RefSeq and is a predicted model, not a curated record.